Molecule: messenger RNA, 1570 nt
Organism: Colletotrichum godetiae
Lineage: Eukaryota; Fungi; Ascomycota; Sordariomycetes; Glomerellales; Glomerellaceae
Product: TfdA family taurine catabolism dioxygenase TauD
Exons: 5
Coding region: 279-1418 (379 amino acids)
Cellular component (GO): cytoplasm
Molecular function (GO): 2-oxoglutarate-dependent dioxygenase activity
Source: RefSeq, a predicted model, not a curated record
CUCAACCAAGGGGAAGCAACUCCGGUUGGAGAAAACGUCUGACGAUCUUCUUUCCCUCCUCACCCCAUUCGCAUUACUGGUCACUCCCCGAUCUCGCUUUGAAAGCAAAGAGACACGCAAAAUAAGAGGAACAAUACUCUCCCUCCUUGUGAUAACGUACGUGGAGAGUGACAGGACAUAACGGGUGUUCCGGACAUAAAAUCUAGCCAUAUAUAUCUCUCUCUCAUAAUCUUCCUUUUCGCUUAUCAGAUCUUACCUCACACACCCCCCAAACAAACAUGAUCGACGACACUCUCAAGCGCCCUGCAUCAUCAGACUAUACCGCCUCACAUCCCGUUAAAUCACAAAAGAUCAACAACGACAACAUGCCUUCCGCGGUAUCAACUGGCUCCAACAUUGUUGGCGGAAACUCGGCAGCUCGCCCCCGGUUGAGCAAGCCGCUCGUCUACUCCGGUUCUCUGGACAAGUACAAGAACGCAGACAUCACCCCUGUCAUUGGACGCGAGUAUGAGGGCCUGCAGGUCGUUGACCUCCUCAAGGCGGACGACCAGGUCAUUAGAGAUUUGGCCGUCACAAUUUCUCAGCGUGGCGUUGUCUUCUUGAGAGACCAGGAUGUCACACCCAACCAAAUGAAGGAUUUCUGCCUUCGUCUCACAGAGCUCGCCGGAUGUCCCGAAUCAUCAGGCCUCCACAUCCACCCCCUGACAGAGGAAGGCAGCGAGCUCGGUGACCAAAUCAGCGUCAUCAGCAGCGAGAAGCAGAAGAAGGGCGGCGGCCUCACCCACCAACUGAGCGAUGUCAGCCGCUUCGCCAGCGCCGGCUGGCACACCGAUAUCUCUUUCGAGCAGGUCCCCUCGGACUACGCAAUGCUCAAGAUCCACACCCUUCCCACCACCGGUGGUGACACUCUGUGGGCUUCUGGAUAUGAGAUCUACGACAGACUCUCCCCUGCCAUGCAGAAGUUCCUCGAAGGGCUGACGGCCACCCACGACGCCACAUUCUUCCACGAGGAGGCCCGAAGGCUGGGUAACCCCCUCCGAGAAGGUCUCCGAGGCUCGCCGCUGAACAAGGGCUCCGAGCUCAAGUCCAUCCACCCCGUAAUCCGUACCAACCCCGUAACGGGAUGGAAGUCCGUCUACGUGAACAAGGGCUUCACCAAGCGCAUCAACGGCGUCACAAAGGACGAGUCCGACGUCCUCUUGAACUACCUCUUCAACCUCGUCACCCAGAACCACGACGCCCAGGUCCGCUUCAAGUGGCGCGUCAAUGACCUCGCCAUCUGGGACAACAGGAGCAUGUGGCACUGCGCGACCUACGACUACGUCGAGGCCAGGGCGGGUGACCGCGUCGCGUCGUUGGGUGAGGCGCCGUACCUCGAUUUGAACAGCACGGGCAGACGGGAGGCGUUGGGAUUGUGAAGAAAAGAAGUUUUGAUGAAAUUAGGUAAGAAGAAUUGUCUACGAAUGGCGUUGGGUUUGGUAGUUUUGAUGAACUUGGUAUCCUUGGGCCUUUGACGAGUUGAAAGUUAUUCAACAUUGCAUGUAAGACACAUGACAAAAUGACAUGAUAU